CGCUGGUUUUGAAGUUCCUCCUCUGGGUGGCGUAACGAGAGGCCGGCUGCACCUUCAGAUUGUUCUAGCAGCGGCAGUACCUGGAGAGAGAGGGACCCGAGGCAAGCGGCGGAAUGAGCCUGACACCGCACGUGUUCUGGGCACAAAGGCACCACGAGCUGUACCUGCGGGUGGAGCUGAGCGAUGUGCAGAACCCAGACAUUACUAUCUCUGACAAUGUACUUCAUUUUAAAGCCCAAGGACAUGGAGCUAAAGGGGUUAAUAUAUACGAGUUUACCUUGGAAUUCUUCGCACCUGUAAAGCCAAAGUUUAUACAGAGAUCAACUCAGCGCCAGGUUGGCAUCACUGUAAAGAAGAGCGAGAAGAUUUGGUGGCCACGGUUGAUCAAACAGGAACGCAAGCCUCGGUUCCUAGCACCAGACUGUGAUCGCUGGCUAGAUGAAUCAGAUGCAGAGAUGGAACUGCGAGAGAAGGAAGAAGAAAGAAUAACGAAAAUUAGAACAGAAUCUAGAAAACGAGAAGAUCCUUUCCUGUAUCUGAAGCGUGGCUAUUUAUUCAUGUAUAACCUUGUGCAGUUCUUGGGAUUUUCCUGGAUUUUUGUUAACAUGACGGUUCGACUUUUCAUUCUUGGGCAAGACUCUUUUUAUGAUACUUUUAAUACCAUGGGCGAUAUGAUGUAUUUCUGUCAGACUCUGGCUCUUUUGGAGAUUAUAAAUCCCUUAAUUGGAUUGGUGAAAACAGGAGUUGCACCAGCAUUGAUCCAGGUCUUGGGUAGGAAUUUCAUUCUCUUUUUCAUUCUUGGGGAACUGGAUGAAAUGCAGACAAAAGCCAUCGUCUUCUUCAUAUUCUACCUAUGGAGCUCCAUAGAAAUUUUCAGGUACCCAUUCUACAUGCUGGCCUGCCUAGACAGUGAGUGGAUGCUGCUAACGUGGAUUAGAUACACAAUUUGGAUUCCACUUUACCCCUUUGGAGCACUGGCAGAAGCUGCAUCGAUUAUCCAGGCAAUCCCCAUCUUUAAUGAGACAGGAAGAUUCAGCCUGCGGCUGCCUCCACCCCUUGAUUUUACUGUCAGCUUCUCUGUAUUCCUUGUUGUUUACUUGGUUCUGAUAUUUCUGGGACUUGCCAUCAAUUUACGGCAUUUACUUAAACAAAGACGCAGGCGUUUGGGAAGCAGAAAGAGAAAAAUGCAAUAAACAGCCUACAGUAUGUUCCCUGCACUGGACACUGGAAACCUCACCCAGGGACAUAAGCAGCGGUGUCUCCAACCACUCUGAUUCUAAUUCUUCAUUCCAUCCUACUCUCACAUUCCUCUCCUUUCCCUGCACUGCAUCCCUUUUAAAGAUGUUCCAGUCCCAUCUGUCAUGUUUUCUGAACAUUCAAACUGGUGUCCGAAACUUCAGCAAAACCCUUGCUGCUUCUGGUCUGUCAGUUAGUUUGUAUCAUUUUACAGCCAUGGCAUUUGCUUACAGUACAGGCCACUCUAAUAGACUCAGCUGCAGUCGGUAUUCCCAUUGGCUGAGGCCAUAGCUCAGGGCAGGGGUGGCCAUAGAGAGACUUUUAAUUUAAUAAUUCUAACAGAUGAGAAUCUCAGUAGAUAUAUGGUUAAUAUUUUAUGGAUACAUAGAAGCUAUAAAGACAGUAGGUUAAUAAGGUGGCAAUAUAGAAAAUCUUGUUGCCAUAGUUAAAUGUACAAUAUAAGUCUUACAUGCAACUUGUAAGUAGGGCAGCUAAUAUUUAACCUCUUGUUCAUCAGACUGAGCCUCCAUCAAUUAUCCAAACAUAUAUCAUUUUUUUUUUAAAGACGCAACUGUCACCAAACUUACAUUUUCCUGCGGAAUAGUGGGGUUAAUUCCUGCUGCUUUGCCUUUACUAGCCAUGCCACAGGGGAAAUCAGGCCUUGUCAUACCUACAAAAGGGAAAAAAAGGAAGGAGGAGCAAUUUAUUGCUUCUAUUCUAUUCGCUAAAUCACUAACCAGAAAUACCAGCCCUAUAGGGGGAUAAAAGCCUCAUCCGUUCUGUAAUGUUUUUAUUAGCAAAAAAAACCCCAACACAUUCCUUUUAAAAUAUUGCACAUGACUUUGUUUUCUCCACCAAGAAUAAUAAAAAUGUUUUAUUCUGGAAA
Messenger RNA from Xenopus laevis (African clawed frog), 2122 nucleotides. RefSeq names its product 3-hydroxyacyl-CoA dehydratase 3 L homeolog (gene hacd3.L). Gene Ontology annotation, biological process: sphingolipid biosynthetic process; fatty acid biosynthetic process; fatty acid elongation. Gene Ontology annotation, molecular function: very-long-chain (3R)-3-hydroxyacyl-CoA dehydratase activity; 3-hydroxyacyl-CoA dehydratase activity. The record is from RefSeq and is a predicted model, not a curated record. The transcript is spliced from 11 exons. Bases 114 to 1193 code for a protein of 359 amino acids. Gene Ontology annotation, cellular component: endoplasmic reticulum membrane. NCBI's taxonomy places the organism in Eukaryota, Metazoa, Chordata, Amphibia, Anura, Pipidae.